AUGAAGAAGCUAGUGAGAGCAUACUAUUAGGAAGCCAAAUGGUUCCAUACCAACUACAUACCAACACUAGAAGAGUACAUGUCGCUUCAACUAAUAACGACUGGCUAUGGAUUGUUAGCAACUACAUCACUAGUAGGAAUGGACGAUGUGGUCACAGAACAUGUUCUUAAAUGGUCGGUCGGUGAUUACAAGAUUAUGAAGGCUGCACAAACCAUCUGUAGGCUCAUGGAUGAUGUUUCCUCUCACGAGUUUGAGCAAAAGAGGGGGCAUGUAGUAUCUGCAGUGGAGUUGCUCAUGAAAUACCAUGGCAUCUCGGAGCAGGAAGCUAGGGAGGAACUCUUAAAAAGAGUCAUUGAUGCAUGGAAGGACAUCAAUGAAGAGUUUCUUCAUCCAACCAUAGUCCCAAUGUCAGUUCUCAUGCGAACACUCAAUUUCUCGCGGGUGGUAGAUGUGUUAUAUAGCGAUGGAGAUAAUUACACCCAUUCUAAAACUAAGCUCAAAAAUUAUGUGACAUCGCUCUUCGUCAAUCCCUUGCCAAUGUAA
Messenger RNA from Eucalyptus grandis, 543 nucleotides. Its product is annotated as (-)-germacrene D synthase. NCBI's taxonomy places the organism in Eukaryota, Viridiplantae, Streptophyta, Magnoliopsida, Myrtales, Myrtaceae. The transcript has 2 exons. The record is from RefSeq and is a predicted model, not a curated record. Gene Ontology annotation, molecular function: terpene synthase activity; magnesium ion binding.